This is a messenger RNA of Vicia faba (fava bean), 2082 nucleotides long. Lineage: Eukaryota; Viridiplantae; Streptophyta; Magnoliopsida; Fabales; Fabaceae. The record is from the annotation of a GenBank genome assembly.
AUGAAUCCCUACAUUUUCGGCGUCAUCCUCCCCGUUCUCGCCACUCUCCUCUUCCGCUCCAACCACCCCAAACGCCGCGGAGUUCCCACCGACACCACCGAUCCCGGCGUAACCGUCAGAAACAAGCGCUUCGAUUCGCCGGUGGAGACGGCAUGGGAGGGAGUGAGCACGCUGGCGGAGCUGUUCGAGGAAGCGUGCAGGAAGUACGGGGAGGGACUGUUGCUAGGAACUCGGUUGCUUGUAUCGAGGGAAAUGGAAACGAGUAGCGACGGGAGACAGUUCGAGAAGGUUGAAUUGGGAGGUUAUGAGUGGCUCUCGUAUGCGGAGGUGUUUGAAGCGGUUUCUAGCUUUGGGAGUGGAUUGGCUGCGUUGGGACAUGGGAGGGAACACCGUGCGGCUAUUUUUGCUGAUACAAGGGAAGAGUGGUUCAUUGCUCUACAGGGUUGUUUCAGGCGAAAUGUGACAGUUGUAACUAUGUACGCAUCAUUGGGAGAGGAAGCUUUAUGUCACUCCCUAAAUGAGACAGAGGCUACAACAGUAAUUUGUGGGAAGAAAGAAUUGAAAACACUUGUAAAUAUUAGUGGACAACUUGACUCAGUGAAACGUUUGAUAUGCUUGGAUGAUGAUAUCCCAUCUGAUGCCUCAUCUGUUGGACAUGGCUGGACAAUCAUAUCUUUUGCAGAUGUUAAGAGACUUGGUAAAGAAAACCCUGUUGAUGCUGAUUUACCUCUCCCACCAGAUGUUGCAGUUAUUAUGUAUACAAGUGGAAGUACCGGAUUACCUAAGGGUGUGAUGAUGACACAUGGCAAUGUUUUAGCUACCGUCUCUGCUGUGAAGACAAUUGUUCCCAAACUUGGGAAAAAGGAUAUAUAUCUAGCAUACUUGCCAAUGGCUCAUAUCCUUGAACUAGCAGCAGAGAAUUUAAUGGCAGCUGUUGGGGCUGCUAUAGGAUAUGGGUCUCCUUUGACCCUAACAGAUACAUCAAGCAAGAUAAAGAAAGGAACAAAGGGAGAUGCUACAGUGUUGAUGCCAACUUUAAUGGCGGCUGUACCUGCAAUUCUUGACCGUGUUCGCGAUGGAGUGUUCAAGAAGGUAAAUGCAACAGGAGGAUUACCUAAGAAGUUGUUUUAUUUAUCCUAUGAGAGGAGGUUGCAAGCUAUUAAUGGGAGCUGGUUUGGAGCUUGGGGCUUGGAAAAGGUUCUCUGGAAUUUUCUUGUGUUUAAAAAGGUCCGAGCAAUUCUAGGCGGCCGUAUCCGUUUUAUACUGUCUGGUGGUGCUCCCCUUUCUGGUGAUACUCAGCAGUUCAUCAAUAUCUGCCUUGGUGCUCCAAUAGGUCAAGGAUAUGGUCUUACAGAGACUUGUGCUGGUGGGACAUUCUCUGAUUUUGAUGAUACAUCUGUUGGCCGUGUCGGACCACCUCUUCCUUGCUCAUACAUUAAGCUUAUCGACUGGCCUGAAGGUGGGUAUUUGACUAAUGACUCACCAAUGCCCCGGGGUGAAAUUGUAAUCGGCGGUCCAAAUGUCACUCUUGGGUACUUCAAGAAUGAAGAGAAGACAAAAGAAUCAUACAAGGUUGAUGAAAGAGGAAUGAGAUGGUUCUACACCGGUGACAUAGGGAGGUUUCAUCUAGAUGGUUGUCUUGAGAUCAUUGAUCGUAAAAAGGACAUUGUUAAACUGCAGCAUGGAGAGUAUGUCUCUUUGGGAAAGGUUGAGGCAGCUCUUAUUGUCAGCCCCUAUGUGGACAAUAUUAUGUUGCAUGCUGAUCCUUUCCAUAGUUAUUGUGUGGCACUUGUUGUGGCUUCUCAGUCCACAUUGGAAGAAUGGGCUUCAAAGGAAGGAAUUCCUUAUUCUGGCUUUUCAGAACUGUGCUCUAAAGAAGAAAGCUUGAAAGAGGUGCACGCGUCACUAGUGAAGGAGGCAAAGAAGGCUGGUUUGCAAAAACUUGAGAUUCCUGCAAAAUUAAAAUUGCUUUCUGAUCCAUGGACACCUGAGUCUGGCCUAGUCACUGCUGCUCUCAAGCUCAAAAGAGAGGCCGUCAGAAAGACUUUUCAGGAAGAACUUCUCAAGUUAUACUCUUCAUAG